CGUGACGCGAUCCUCGAGUGGAUCGACGAUAUCCCCGACAGCAAGCUUGAGGGCACCUUCUCAAAGAAGAUGCACAAUAACACCGAGAUGCGACUCGACAUGCAAGGUUAUACUACCGACAUGCCUGGUAAGCCGCGCUGCUUCAACCUCCAGGUGCAGAUCAAUAGGGGCUGCAAGAAUAAGUCCCUCGCGAAGCUGGCCCCCUACAGUGUAGCUUUCACCCUCGUACCCUGUGAUGAGACCUGGACGCCCGCAAAGAUCAAGGCCGAACUGAAGAAGACGGUC
This is a messenger RNA of Trematosphaeria pertusa, 285 nucleotides long. RefSeq lists its product as uncharacterized. The record is from RefSeq and is a predicted model, not a curated record. The transcript has a single exon. The annotation marks the transcript as partial. NCBI's taxonomy places the organism in Eukaryota, Fungi, Ascomycota, Dothideomycetes, Pleosporales, Trematosphaeriaceae.